AAGGGGAGGAUGUGUUUCUCGGCCGACGCGCUGCACUUCGGUGCGGUCUAAGUGAAUAGUGGUAUAGGAAAUGGAAAUUGCAAUUGUGACGAGGAGCCAUGUAAUGUGAAAAAAUGGCAGUAUCAGAGGGGUUCAUAAGCCAACUCCGCCAAGUUUUCGAGGUGUGUGAUGUGGAGAACAGAGGGACAAUCAGCAUUACUCAUCUUUUGAAGCUCGCUGGCGAACACUUCGGGUCCUCGCAAAACAGUGUGACCGCGGCGGUAUCCAGCCUUGGGGUCAGCGGCGAUGCGAUCACCUUCCCUCAGUUCUGCGAGGUCGUCGCCACGAUCCUCACCCAUGGCGUGGGCGAGGGGGCGUGUGCUGCGGGAGACGAAGACCAGGUGGACGGCAGCAUCAUUACGAGGCACAGAGUGGUCGAGGGAACCCGCGAUUUCAACUGUCUCGGCGAAGACUCCCUCUGCUCUGCCUCCGGAGGCCGAGUGAGGAUGCCAGGCGACGACCGCGGGUCUCCCUCAUCGCUCACUGACCUGGACUCAGCGAUCGGAGGCUCCGCCGCCUCGCCGGACUCCACUAGGAAGUCGAACAGUGGCUGCUCAAGCAUGAGUGACCGGGAAGAAGAAAACUUUGAGUGUUAUGGCGAGGCCGAUGACAUUGAGUGUGAUUCUGACUCGGCUAGGAUGGGAGAUGACCUAGAUGGCAGUAUCAGAAGUCCUCCUCAUUCUCUACCACCUAGUAACUUUAGUCGCAGGAAUUCCUGGGUUAGAAGGUCAUUAAGAGGCUCUCCGUCCAGCGCACAGGAGAAAAUCGUCCCUCCCCGACGGUGGGGUUCCUUCAGACACGCCCCUAAGCGGGUAGGAGGCACCGCGGUGGCGUCGCAGCUGUACCGCACGUCUUCCUUCUCCUCGGGCCGCUCCUCCGCCGCCGAUCAGGAAGAUAUGUACUCUGACGCUUCCCUCGAGGACGACGUGCUCGACCUCAACCACAAGGUACAAAUGUUGCAGCAACAAGUAGGAGUUUUGGCUGAGAACCAGGUGAACUCGGAUGACAGGUUCUCUCGUGUCAAGCAGGACAAUGCUGCGUACCAAGCGAGAGUGGUGAUGUUAGAAGAGCAGCUCCGGGAGGCAGAGAUGCGACAUGAGGAACGGCUGGCAGAGGAACAGCGGAGGAACCGGGAGCUUGUAACACGCAUAGAACGAGAAAAGCAGCUUACUAUAGAAAAUUACACCAUCAAGUUAGCUAGUGUAGAAAAAGAAAAGAAAUCUGUAGAUGAUGAUUACAGACGUUCAAAAAGUCAGUUAGAUAAGUUACAAAAAGAGAAAGAGGCUUUAGAAGAUCGUGUAUCAGAAGCAGAGUUUUCUGCAUCUGCACUCCAUCAAGAAAAUGGAAAAUUGGCGGAGCUCUCAAGGAGAGAAAAGGAAGAAAUUAAAGUUGAGAGAGAGAGAAGUGCUCAGGUAAUAGAAGAAUUACGUUGUGAAAUAGAACGCCUACGGACAGCUGAGGAAACUGCCAGGAAACGGUCACCCAGCGUUGACCCUCAGACUGCCCAGACUGCAGAGUUGCAAGCUACUAUCAGGCAACUCAGAGAAGAGAACAAGAAUCUUGUUGAGCAGGUGGAAGAUCUUCAAGCUCAGCUAUUAACCUCCCGAUUAGAAGAGGGACGCACGCUAGUCACAGCUACAAACAAUAACUCAUUGGCUGCUGAGUUUGAAGCCAUGACUAGUGAAGAGGGUGCACUCUAUGGCAGUGACACAGUCGAGAAGCUCAAGAAAUCUCUGAAGGAUGCGCAGGAAGCCAACCAGCAUCUCCGAUCAUACAUCGAGGGAUCCUCCUUAACAUUGUAGAAAACUACCCCCAGCUUCUUGAAGUCAAG
Messenger RNA from Penaeus monodon (black tiger shrimp), 1870 nucleotides. RefSeq names its product rab11 family-interacting protein 4-like. Gene Ontology annotation, cellular component: cleavage furrow; endocytic vesicle; midbody. The coding region runs from base 114 to 1841 and encodes 575 amino acids. NCBI's taxonomy places the organism in Eukaryota, Metazoa, Arthropoda, Malacostraca, Decapoda, Penaeidae. The transcript is spliced from 15 exons. Gene Ontology annotation, biological process: regulation of cytokinesis; endocytic recycling. The record is from RefSeq and is a predicted model, not a curated record.